This is a messenger RNA of Lotus japonicus, 624 nucleotides long. RefSeq lists its product as uncharacterized. NCBI's taxonomy places the organism in Eukaryota, Viridiplantae, Streptophyta, Magnoliopsida, Fabales, Fabaceae. The coding region runs from base 1 to 624 and encodes 207 amino acids. Gene Ontology annotation, molecular function: ATP binding; protein kinase activity. The record is from RefSeq and is a predicted model, not a curated record. The transcript is spliced from 2 exons. Gene Ontology annotation, biological process: protein phosphorylation.
AUGGAUGCGGUUACCUCUUCUUCGCUGAAACUCUUUCCCUACAAUUUUUCAACUUCAUCCAAACCUUCCAUGGUCUGUUGCAUGAAGAAGAUGAAGGAACUUACCCUCGAACCGGUCCGCUGUUCGGGUGUGGGUGGAGCAUUCGUUCAUGAAAUGCAAAGGAUGGAGCGACCUUUGUUGAUUCGUGCUGCUGCAUCUGAAGAAGAAAACAAUCAGGCUAGUCCUCAAAUAACUCUUCCGCUCAUCGACUUUGCUGAUGUAAUAAAAGCUGCCUCAUAUUUCACCCGCCUUCUUGGGGCUGGUGGGUUUGGGGAGGAGUUCUAUGGAAUUGCCUCUAGAUUGAAUUAUCUCUAUCAUGAGUUGGAGUUCGGAGCGCUCCUCCAUUUGGACAUCAAGUUGGCUAAUGUCCUGUUAGAUGCCAACUUCAUUCCCAAAAUAUCGGAUUUUGGAUUGGGGCUGUUGUUUUCUCACCGCAAUUCCUCUCCUAUUGUGGCAAAAAAGGGUGUUGUGGGAACUGACACUUAUAUGGUCCCUGAAGUUAAAUUUGGGAUCUUGUCAAGCAAGGAAGACGUGUACAGUUUUGGACAUGUCCUCUUUGAACUCAUUACUGAACGCGUGAUUUGA